Epinephelus fuscoguttatus (brown-marbled grouper) is the source of this 2847-nucleotide messenger RNA. Its product is annotated as WAP, Kazal, immunoglobulin, Kunitz and NTR domain-containing protein 2-like. Bases 363 to 2099 code for a protein of 578 amino acids. Gene Ontology annotation, molecular function: serine-type endopeptidase inhibitor activity; protein binding. The record is from RefSeq and is a predicted model, not a curated record. The transcript is spliced from 2 exons. Gene Ontology annotation, cellular component: extracellular region. Lineage: Eukaryota; Metazoa; Chordata; Actinopteri; Perciformes; Serranidae.
GCUUACCGCUGACUUCUUCAAAAGCUUCUUUCAUCAACUCAGCACCAACUCCUAACUGUCAUGAUGCGAGGAACUUGGCGAGUCACGUUAACGGUGAUGGCUGCGCAUCGUUGGUAUAAAUAGAGCAUCACCGCUGCACGAGAGGGACAUCAAACUGGAUAAAUCAGCUGACGCACAUCGUGCUGACCCGCGGACUCACACGCGUGUGAUGCGAUAUUAAGUUGCGUCGUCUUUUCACCAUAUUUCCUAUUUAGAGAAGCAGAGUUUGCUCACUGCUGCUGGGUCUCACAGAAAUCUGCAACUUUAAAAGAAAAGGAGAAAAAAAGUCUUCAGCACUUGUUGAGUUGUGUUCCGCUCUGGAGAUGUGGUGGAUGCUGUUUCCACGGUGGAUCUGGUUCCUGGCGUGUGUGUCAGUGUGGAUGGAGCACCAGGUCGGAGUUUUGCCCCAUAUCACCUACUCACACCCGGGCAUCUGCCCCAAUGACAUGAACCCCAACCUGUGGGUGGAUGCCAUGAGCACCUGUACACGAGAGUGUGAAUCUGACCAGGAGUGUGAGUCCUUUGAGAAGUGUUGCCAAAAUGUGUGCGGGAAUCGGAGUUGUGUGGCAGCCCGUUACUUGGACGGGACGAAAGGCCCCAUGGGAAUGCCCAAGGAAGCCACCUGCACCAGUUUCAUGUGCACCCAGCAGGGCUCUGAGUGUGACAUCUGGGAUGGCCAGCCGGUGUGUAAGUGCCGGGACCGCUGCGAGAGAGAGCCGCACUUCACCUGCGCGUCUGACGGCAUGACCUACUACAACAAGUGCUACAUGGAUGCGGAGGCGUGCUCCAAGGGCAUCACCCUGGCUGUUGUCACCUGCCGCUUCCACCUCACCUGGCCCAACACCAGCCCCUCACUGCCCCAGGCCACCACUCUUCGCCCUACCACUGCUCCUCUUCAGGCGACCAUCCCACCUCCCACCGAGCCUCAGACGCCCGUCAUGGUCAGCAGCCCUGCUCAGCAGACUGUAAAUAUGGGUGACACAGCCAGCUUCCUGUGUGAUGUAAUAGGUCGCCCACGGCCUGAGAUCACCUGGGAGAAGCAGCAGCCAGAGGGGGUGGAGAGGGUGGCCAUGAAGCCUAAUCAUGUGCGAGGGAAUAUGGUGGUCACUAACAUCGGUCAGCUGGUCAUCUACAACGCCCAGCCGCAUGAUUCAGGUGUCUACACCUGCACUGCUCAGAACCCAUCUGGCUCAGUGAAAGCUAACCACCCACUUACUGUGCUGCCCACAGAGCCGCCCAAGACCCCCGAGCCCAAGAAUGUGACCCGCUGCCUGCCUGAAGAGUGUCUGAAACCCCCAGAUAACCCAGAGGACUGUGGGAGUGAGAUGGAGAAAGUCAGCUGGUACUACGAGCCCAAAACCAACAACUGCUUCUCCUUCACCCACUGUAACAUCAACAACAACAGCCCGCAGCCCAGGAAGGUGUUCGAGACAUACGAGGAGUGUAUGCAGUGCUGCGGCCCUGAGCUCUCCGGCCCCUGCGGGCUCCCCAGCCUGCAGGGCCCCUGUAAGGCCUACGAGCCACGCUGGGCCUACAGCAGCACCCUGCGGCAGUGCCAGUCUUUCAUCUACGGAGGGUGUGACGGCAACGACAACAACUUUGAAUCCAAAGAAGCCUGCGAGGAGAUGUGCCCCUACCCCAAAAACCACCACUGCAAGGCCUGCAAGCCGAGAGGCAAGAUGGUGACCAGCUUCUGCCGGAGCGACUUUGUCAUCUUGGGCCGCAUGACGGAGCUCACAGAGGAGAAGGACUCGGGCCACGCUCUUGUGACUGUGGAAGAGAUCCUAAAGGACGAGAAGAUGGGGCUGCGCUUCUUUGGCAAGGAGCCUCUGGAGGUCACCUUCCUCAACAUGGACUGGAACUGCCCCUGCCCGAACAUCACGGGCGCCGCUGCUGAGGGACAGGUCAUCAUCAUGGGCAACGUGAAUGACGGCAUGGCCGUCCUUCAGCCAGAGAGCUACGUGGGCUCUUCCAGCCCUCGCCGUGUACGGAAGCUGAGAGAGGUCAUCUCUAAAAACACAUGUGACAUUCUCAAAGCGAUCACCAACAGCCCUCAGUAGCCUUAAUGUGGACAGAAAGUUUAGACUCAACUGCAACAAGCUGUUCUCCUCUGAACAUUAACUGCAGUCAUGUUUUGAAAUUUAGGACCUUUCUUCCAUUUACUAGGUUUCUUUCUGUUGUUGAAAGUUUGCAGGAGUUCCUGAUGAGGAACCCUGUCACAUGACAUCUCAUCUGUUCUCUCAUGUGGUCUCACAGUGGAGCUUCCAUGCAGUCAUUGGUGUUGUUGAUUGAAAUACCAUGUUUGUGAACACAAGAGACAUCCAUCAUGAUCCUCGUGUUGCCUUAAUCCCCCAGACUCCGACUCCCCUCAUGCCCUCUCUCGCCUCCAGCAGAAAUGGAGGUUGCAGACUUGCAUUGAAGCACAAAACAGACACGAUUGAGUUUGACUCUCAUGUACAUACUUUAGAAAGUGUCACGAUCUUUUAAUGCUUUUAUUUGCCAGCUGUAUUCUCACCUGGCGCUUGAUAUCAUACAUUUACUUCAGUUUUUUUAUGUUGUAUAAAAACAUCCAGAUACCUGUGCUUGUUAAUGCACAUACAGUAGGUAGAUUUGGUUCAUCCAGAUGAAUGAGUUGUAAUAUAUUUUAUUAACCACCACAUUUUCUCACAGUCAGACAUUUAUUUUUUAUCUACUUGCUAUUACUUUUUGGCUAUUUAUUAUCAUGUAUGUAAGCUUGUCUUUGUUUUUUUUUCUCUGAAAUUUAAGUUUUGUAUAAUUUUGCAAAGAAAAUAAAGAUUUUGGAUUUUU